GGAUGCGUGCACACGCUGGUUGAAGCGCUUUAAGAAUCGCCAGGCCAGUCGGAGAGGAGCACAUCCGUCCGGUCCUCUCCUCAUGGUGCUCGGUGCAUGUGCUUGUGGCGGAGGCGCUCAUGCGUGGACGAGCGUGGAUCGCGAUGAUUUGACCGUAAAACCGCGACUAACAGCGCCGUUAUUAAUAAUGAUGGAUUACGAAGGGGGGGCGGGGGGGGUCACUGGAUCCACACUCGCGUUGUUUUGUUUCAUCCACGACUCGCCGUGCGUUUCUGGUGUGGAGAUCAGCGGGGCGUUUAUCUCCAGGAACGUCGUGUUUGCUGGUGUUGCGCUUUUGGACACUGCGCACGGUUUCACCCAGCGGAGCUCCCAGAACUUGUUCAUAAAGCAGAAAGUAUUGAAACGAUCGAAGCGGGAUAUGCGUAGAAGUCAGGUGGAGACAAAAUAUGUCCAGUUUUAGAUUUAGGAGCUGGGGUUUUAUGGUCACGUGCUUCUAUUGACAAACAAGUAAUGUAGAAACCGUUGCACGUAGACACACUAUAUGAGUAAAAUGUUUAUAUAAUUGAAGUUAUACCUUAAUGGGUAUAAGAUGUGCAGAACUAAUGCAUUUUGAGUUGUGCAGGUUAAUUUAUUUAAUUGAAACAAAGUUGUAGUGUGUUUUUAUAGUAUGAUAAGUAUAUUUACAUGUGAAGCUAAAACAGUAUGAAACCCUAAGACAAUAUUCAACCUUUUUGUAUGUUUGACAAUUCAGGGUUCUGGUUUUGGUUCAGGUUGAGAACUGAGACCAAGUCCUUGUUCAGUUGGAAUGUACAGACGUUCAUGCUGUACAUGUGUGAAUGAGCAUAUCUCUGUUCCACUCUGACACAAUGGAGAUGGCCAGUCUAACCUUGAGGAGGAAUAUGAAUGGGUAUGUAGGACACAAGUGCGGAUAACAAAUCCGCACUUGUCACUUGGCACUUUAGUCCACUAAUCCCGGACUAAAAUAAAAAGUUUGGUCAAAGUAUUAGGCUGCAUAUUUGUGAUACUUUACUAAUUGAAGAUGAGAGAAUGUUAUUGGCACACACCUCAUUUGCAUUUCUAGGCCUAACACAUCCUUAAAACCACCCAUGUUUAGUGUAUGUGUCAAACCAGGAUGCAACCUGGCUGUCUGCUUUAAUGAACAUUCUAAGGUAACACAGUGGAAGCUGACUGCAACAGUUUAAUGAUGUCAGCGUAUGAUUCAGUCAGUUUAAUGAUGUAUUGUUGUGUUCAGUCACUGAGUCAGCUUGUCAAGCCAGCGUGCAGGUUAAGUCAAUCAACAAACCCAUUGACUUCCUGGUCAUGUAACUAUUAAGUAUGGAAACCAGGCAACUAGAAAAUCAGUGUCAUCUACCAUGUCCACUCGUGGUUCAGGCUGAGUCAGUCCAGUCACCUGCAGGAGCUCACAAAUUAUUUGGCAGGUGUAAGAACACAGCCCAAAGAAGUGUUUGCUGUGUUGGCUGUUAGGAAAGAUUGUUGAGAAAGUUUGCCUGUGCUGAAAACACACCAGCAAACUCAUAAUAGAUGUCCCUUGUUACAGGGCAGGAUUCCAGACCACAGGAAUUGCGUUGUUACUUUGCCAUCUGAAGUUCCCUCUCAUCAUAUACAAGUGAAAUAUCGUGCUGCUCUCACAGCCCUGGUCUGAACUCUUCAUUAGGUGUUCCGUAUUUUCAUUCAGAUCUGCUCCCACUUCCUAUUCGUUUUGCAUUAAUUUACUUGAUUCUUGCUUUUCAUGAAGACUACACACUCAGUGUAUUAUGUGAAAUUAUGUUAGUGAGUUUUAGAAAAAGGUCCCUGACUGUGUUGUGGCAUGAUCAGGUGAUGAACGCUAUUACAACAAAUCAAGUGGAUCCUGGACUUUGACUCGUCUCAUGUUUCACUACAGAAAUGUGUUCAGAAACAGAUGUUUUGGCUCUCAGUUGUUUUGCUAUAGUAUUUCAGCGUUGCAUAUUUGUUCACAACUUAAUUUGCAAUUUGUGUACCCUCGGGUGUUUCCCCAUUCAAAACAAAUCUGUGCAGUAUGGAUUAAUGGUGUUUCCCAAUAUAGUAGUGUAAUAUUUCUAUACGCAGGGGCAACUGGUGUGUUUAUAUCAGAUUAUUUAAAGCACACACACAGCGUCAUCAUCAGUGAGACCAAUUCAUUGAAAGCCACUGUACUGUUUUUUUUUGUCAUCUACAGUGAAUCAGCCUACUUAAUUAGCCAGUGUAUUUAACUGGUGGUCAUUUACACUGGUUUGUAGCAGAAGCUUAAUAAACGUAUACAUGUCUACAAGUCUAGUGAGAGAAUUAGCAUAGUGAUAAAAUGUCCACUUUUAGAAACAGCUCCCAUCACUGAUAGGUUUUAUUUCACUCUAAGUGUAAUGUGGUUUCACUGGAGGUACUUUGGGCCUUUUGUGCAUUAAGGUUGUAUUAUAUCAGUAAUGCAGCACCUUCUUAAUACAAAUGUAUUUUAUGAUUUAACAAUAUAGUAAAAUAUGUGCUUACACAGUAUGUUCAUCAUCACUAACCUGAAAGAUUAGAAAUAAUAACUUGUCUUGCAAGCUGCAAAUAAAGCAAGAGAAAGGUGAAAGGUCAUAGGACCUCUACUAUUUGCUAAUGCCAAAAAGAGGUAAAUUUAUGAGCUGUAAUUAGGUCACAUCACACCUGUCUUCAGGUCAGUUGUCAGCGCUGGUCUGUAAGAAGUUAGCAUCAUGUCAGAGACUGUGGACUCCCUUCAUUAGGAGGAUGUGCUGCCAGACCAUCCAUGUGCAUCCAGUUGAAUUAACUGAGAGGCCAACUGACAACUGGUUCCCAAGUAUCAGCUCUUGAUCAUGCAAACGUUUAAAAACAAUAUUAUAACUGAAUGAAAAAUGACUUAUGGUUCUUUAUUGGUCUUUAUUGCUGUGAUUUAAGUGAAGCGAACGUUCUUCCUUAUGUGUUGUCUGCUAAGGAGCAAAUGAGAUCUGUGAAGAUCUGUUCCCAAAUGGAAAUGGCUUAAACAAAUUGAUUUCUGUCUAGGAACAGAAUUCACUGUGGAUUAUCAUUGGAGAUCAAAUGUAAACAUAUUUAUAAAAGAUGUAGCACUAGACAGUGAAUCUUUGUUUGAGUAUAUUUGAGUAUUAUGGUUAGGAUGUGCAUCAGACGUUCUCUGCAGCAAAUGUCAAAUAUCGUGCUGGUCCAGUAUGUGAAUAUAACCUGAAAAAUGUAAGGCCAAGAGAUUUCCUGGAAAGUCUAGCUUCAGUGAAAUGGGUACUGAUGGUGUGACUCAUGAAGCUGGGUCAGUUACCAGGUGAUUUGUUCAAGUUUAUAUUGGUGUAGAGGAAAGGAGAAGAUUAUUUUUAGAGUUAUUGUUGGAUAGUAAAAAAUCAGACAUUAUAAAUCUAUCAUGUCUUCAAGAGCUUCAUGUUGUCCACCGUUGUUCUGAUGUUACCCUCAUCAUCAGCAGUUGUUGAACACAUAAUAGACUGAAGAAGAAUGAAGGAAAUGGCAUUUUCAAACAAUUUUGUUAUUGAUCUGAAACUGUCUCGUAUGCAACAGGAAGUCGUUUUCUUUCUCAACGUCAUCUCAGAUACAGGAUGUUGUCUGGAUGUGUUUUUGAAAUCUGUAUGUAGAGCAGGCUAUCAUUGAUGAUGUGCUGUCCAGUGUGUAAGUGUUAGAUGUUUUGGUUUAAUUUAUCUAAAGGACACUACGAAUGAACAAAAGCCCAAUAUCCCAUGUGUCUGUUUUCCAAAUACUCGGUAAUAAGGAAAAGGCCGAGUGCAGUUUGGGGGUUGGAUAAAGAAUGCCAUGCUUCCCCUAAUGUUCAGUUCGAGUCCAGGAUACCUUCACUCUCAUUACCUGUGUCAGAAUGGGAGUCACUACAUCACAACCACGUCUGUCUGUCACCAUGGAAACGGGAGAGUCCUUUUUGUUAGUAUGAGUGAGUAUAUUAUUAGCAUGUGUGACUGGAUGGUUAAACCUGUGUGUGUUCAUCUUGUGAUCUAAGGAACUAGUGUAAGUGUUCUGUACUGCUUGUCCACGCAGGGGGGGGGCUGUGAGCGCUAGCAGAUCUGCUACUGAAACACUAAUUGGCUGCCGUUGGUCCAGGGUUGAGAUUUGCAACCAUCUCGACGCUGUGGUACAGUCCGUAUCAGAUUCCCGGGAUGAACCAUAUCCAUCACCAUAUGAAACAGAUGCUGUGGGUGUAAAUGAAGAAGACUUGGUUCUGUACCAUGAUUCUAAGCAGUAAGGGGUAGUGGCCCGUUGCCAUAUGAGUGUGUAGUGGUAGACAGGCUAAGACUGGCUGGUCCUGGUUCCCCGUUGUAGGUAUUGGCUAGUGUUAAUCUCCCUGCCAGCUAUAAAUAGAACGUAGGUGCGUAACAAAUGAAUAAGUCUGAUCUUAAUUGUGUGAGAACAGAAAUUAUUUUCUCUUGGAAAACUUUAACGCCCUCAGGUCAUAGACCACCUGUAGCAUGUCUUCUUUGUCUUGAUGUUAUGAUGCCGCUGUGGUUUGUCACAUUACGUGUCUGUGUCUGGAUAAAUGAUAUGCAGUUCACCUAACAUAACACUGCCCACAUUUGUUCUCUGCAUAUUUGGCUUCAUUUUCAAUCAUUUCUGUUCGUCAAUUUCCUAAAUACUGUGUCCUUCACACUUUACAAAGGGAGGUCUUAAGACCCUACAGAAGAAAAGACUACAAAGAAAACAAAUGCUGCUUGACAGAGUCCUAAGGCAGCUGUGACUAGUGUUACUAUGUAACUCUAAUCAGAACAGUCAGCGUUUAGUCAUUUAUCUCUAACACUGUUAUUGCAGGUAAUCUAGUACAUGCAGUUGUAAAAAUGUACCUUUUUGCUUCUUUAGCUUGUUCAUGUUCAAUCUGAUCUGUUCACACGCUUCUGUGACGCUUUUGUCUGGUGGUGCCGAGUAUCGAGGAGUUUUCAAGUGGAAGCACACUUUAUACACGACCUUUGUCUCCCUCUGCUGGGGAUUCAGAAGAGCUACAACACGAUUGUACGACAUCAACUGUGUCACGAAGCAUCUAAGGGUGUGUGCUGGUACUGAACGUGUGGCGCAGCAGGCCAGCCUUGGCAGCAUGGUGAAGGCCCAGAAGUCAUCUGGGAGGAAGAGCUCUCACUGCCUCCGCAGACAGAAUAGUGGUCAGAUGGAGACGGAGGAAGGCCAGUCAGACACCCAGCAUCCAACACAGAUGCUGCCCCAGGAGGGAGAUCAGUCUUCUGAUCAAAUCCAACUUCCGACUACUGCCUCUGGUGAGCCUCUGUUGGAGAACUGGGUCCAGAAGGACGCUCCAAUGAAUGUCCAGGAAAAGGCAGAUCCCGCUGCCCAGACCCAGCCCCAGGCUAAGCCUCUGUGGAGGCCCAUUCCCCCUCUGCUGCCUGAGCGCUGCCAUUACACCACCAUUGAAACCAGGGACCAGAGCUGCCAAACUGAUGAAACCAGCCACGGCCAUAACACAGGUGUGUGUGUUGAACCUGGCGAUCCUCCCCUGCUCCAGCAGCCUUUGCAGACCUCCAAGUCUGGAAUUCAGCAGAUAAUUGAAUGCUUCCGCUCAGGCACCAGCCAGCUGAAACACAUGCUGCUGCGAGAAGUGGACACCAUCUUUGAGUGUAAAGUGUGUCGCAGUCUGUUCAGAGGCCUGCCCAACCUCAUUACACAUAAAGAGUACUACUGUCUCUCCCGCCUGCCUGACUCUGACGGUUCACCAGGUGAUGACAGACAGAGUGUAGCUGUGAAGGAUUUACUGGAUACCAUAUAUCCCAGAGCGGACCGUCCAGACUACGUGGUCCGACUGGAGCCCAUUCAGACCACCACCAAGGCUGUGUACCAGUACAUCACCACAGAGGAGGAGCUGACUAAGUUUCCCUCACGUACCCCCAGUGCCAGAGAGAGUCCAGUUGCGUGGACUGCAGAACCAGUGGAGGGGGAGGACAACAACCAGACGAGCCAGCCUGGUGGGCAAGAUGGUGACAGCAGCCCAGGGCCCAAUCCGGGACAGAGAAGAUGGGAGCCUGAAGAGGAGACUAAAGAGGACCAGCCACAGCCUGAGGAAGAGGAGGCCACCAGUGGGGUCGAGGAUGUGACGAUAUCUUGUUGCCUUUGUGGCCAGGACUUUAAUUCUCGUCGCAGCAUCAGGCGUCACUGCCGCAAAAUGCAUCAAACUAAACUUGAGGAGCUCCGGAAAUUCACAGAGACAAGGACCGUUCCUACAAGCCUGCUGUCUAUGGUGAAAGGAGGUCGGCCGAGGACUCUCAGCACACCUACUGGGAAGUCCUGCCCAGUGUGCCUGAAAACCUUUGCCACCAAAGCCAACGUGCGGCGUCACUUUGACGAAGUGCAUCGAGGCCUCCGGAGAGACACCAUCACGCCCAGCAUCGCCUCACGGCCCGGCCCGCCCUUCUCUCUGGAAGUCACCCCCCCUCGGAAGAGCAACAACGCCUCCCCGACACGUGGCCAAAACUCUAAAACAACGCCUUCAAACCAAAACCAGUCCAAACCUCAGAAUCAGCUUCCAGCCUCUCCACAGACAAACCCCACCUCAUGUCGCUGCACGUUGUGCAAAAGGAACUACAGCUCACAGCUCAUGUUAAAGAGACACAUGCGCAUUGUCCACAAAGUCUACAGCAUCAAAAGUAAUAGGUCAGGUUCCACGAAUGACACACAAACGACUCCUAACAGCAGCAGCACCAACACGAGUUCAAGCAACAAUGUUAGAGUCAAGGAGGAAGCAGUAGAACGCUCAGAUGAAGAUGAUGAGGAUAACGAAGAAGAGGAAGAGCUCGACAGCAGCUCGGCUCCUUCUCCAAGCGACAGCACUGGGACACCAAAAGGCGCCUCUGCUGCACAGAACCCCCUGAAAGUGAAGGAGGAGGAGCCCCCGUCCAGCCCAAAGGUGGCCACAUCCUCAUCCUCGUCUUCCUCACGUGGCGGCAACAUGUGCAGCGGGGGCAUGGCGGCCAAAAUGACCAAGCUGUCGGUGGGCUUUGACUUCAAGCAGCUCUUCUGCAAGCUGUGCAAACGUCAGUUCAGCUCGCGUCAGAACCUGACCAAGCACAUCGAGCUGCACACGGACGGCAACGACAUCUUCAUCAAGUUCUACCGCUGCCCCCUGUGCCGCUACGAGUCGCGGCGCAAGCGCGACGUCCUGCGCCACGUGACCGUGGUCCACAAGAAGUCCUCGGCCUACUUGGCCAAGAUCAUGCCCAAGCUGGAGAGCAGGGCGGUGAAGCGUCUGGCCGAGGCCGUGCUCAACAGCGCCUACUCCAACAAGCGGACGGGGGCCAAGGAGGAGGUCAACGGACGCCACGCCCCCUCCUCCUCCUCCUCCUCGCCCUCGCACCCCGUCACUCGCAAGCAGGAGUGCUCCGCGGCGGCCCCCGCCUCCUCGGCGCCUUCGUCCCCGGCUCCGCCUCCCGCCCCCGUCACUCGGAAACAGCAGGAGCUCUCGUCCCUGGCCUUCAACCCCUCACCUCCCGUCACCCGCAAGCAGGAAAGGCAGCAGAUCCACCGGCAGCGCUCCGUCAGCCCGCCGCUGACCCGCCGCAGCGAGAAGCACACGCAGCAGCGCCACUCCUCCGCCCUGCCCAACAACCAGCCACCUCACACCCGGCGGCACGACGCCCAGGACAGCACGGAGACGUCCUCCACCGAGGUCCGGGUGACCAAGAACUUCUCCCUGCACGCCUGUGACCAGUGUGGACGGGCCUUCGCCAAGAAGCUCUACCUGGAGUCUCAUAAGCGGAGUCAUCGUAAUGCAGUGACUACAGCAGCCAGCAGGAGGAAAGGCGUCAGCACUCGCUCCAAGUCCCUGGUGUGGUGACAGACACAGAUCAGUGCGGAGUAAUGGACGAAGCUACUAAUGAAGAAGUCGAUCAAAACAUUCAAGAAGUCCUGAAUGAGUACGGAGUGGUGAUGAGGGAAGCAAAUGGAAGAGUGAAGCAUAAGGGACGUUUCCUUUCUGCUUGUGAACCAAAUAUAUUGUUGGAAUCUGACAUUGUUUUGUUUAUAGGUUCUUUAUGAAGCCAGCCAGCUUGCUGGAGGGCGGCGCUGCUAUGUUGUUAUUUAACUACUGCUUUAUGUAUCUGUAACAACCUACUACAGUAUGUAAACCUAGAUCCAGAUGCAGAUAACUGCACUGCUUGUGUUUCUGUAAGCUGCCUUUAGCAAAGAGAUGAAGGUGUGUGUGUGCGUGCGUGUGCUAAAGGGAGGAAAUCACAACCCGAUGAACAUCAAUUCAGCUUUUUUCUAGAUUCGUAUUUAUUUUCUUAACUCUUCGCGUAGAGGAGCUGCUCUGUCUCUCUUCUUUGACAUUCACCAGUCUAGCAGCCCAGUGUGGUCGCCCUGUUCCACUGAGCAGCCCGCUGUCCACCUGGUUUGAAGACCAGUCUCUGAAUCUUAGUUUUAGCCCACACAUUGUGUUCACACAUACAGAUAUGAGCAGCCACUACCUGACUAACUGGAUACACACUAAUGGCAAGUGGGUUUUUUCCAGACUCGAAGACAUUUCCUUCUUAUUUCUAAUUCCUGCAGGAUGAUUAACGCAUGUUCUUUAUGUUUCCGCUGCAGUCAAUAUGUUGAUGAUCUGACCAGUUACCACUGAGUCAGGCCUUUGGGUCUGGAUGUGUGAACAUCUUGUCAGGAAGUAGGACUAAAUCAAGUUCAGGUGCCCACAGUUGGAAAGGGUGGCUGCUCACAAGUGCUUGGAACCACAAACCUAUUCUGAGUGUGUGUUGAUGUCUGGAAGUGAACCACUGGGAAACGCCAGUGUUCUGUGAAUACUUUAGAGUUUUUGACAGCAGUUUAUUAAUUGCAUAAACCGGCGCUCCUUUACUGACUGGUUAACAAGCAUUGACGUAGAGUUAAGGUCCUGUGUGUGUGUGUGCGUGUGUGUGUGUGUGUGUGUGUGUGUGUGUGUGUGUGUGCGCGCAUAAUUUUUAAUACCACCUUUAUGAAUUCCUGUGAUUGGACUGAUUUUGUGCUCGUUAAGCGUGUUUCCUUUCGUGUGACCCUGUCGUACCUUUUAAAUAUUAGCUGAUAAAUCAGCCACAGAAACAGUCUGAUUAUAAAAGGCUGUUCCUAUUAAACUAUGUGAAGCAACGCUUCAGUAAAACUGAGCGCUCCACUCUGGAACGAGGCAGCCACUGGGAGCGAGACCAUUUUAACUCAUUAGUUAUAAAGACUGAAGGACGUUGUAAUGAUGACAGUGAAAGGUGGUUUAUAGAAAUCAAAUAAUGUUGGCUUCACAUUCAUUUUCCAGAUGCAAAUUUGGUUUUGGAAUAUUACACUUGAUGUUAAGUCUAAGAUCAAGCUAGCAAAUGAGCAGCAUUGUUGCCCCCUACAGGCUUAAUCACUGCAGUCAUACAGUGAGCAGGUCAACAGGACCACAUGGUAUGAGGACUAAUGUGUGUAUGUAACACACACUGCUUAUGUUGUUGUUUUUUGUUUAUUGGCCAGUCAGCCCUGAAACAACCUGGUUGUCUCAACUUCAGUGCCUAUGUAGCAGCAGGUGGAAGAGGUUUGACUUCAAAAAGGGGCCAAAAGGUUAAAUGGGGUGAAGCUGCACCCGUGGUGAGAUAAACACAUUUGCUGAGUUUAUGUUUUUAACUUAACAGGAGACUGUACUUCUGAACCGUAUCUAUUUCAUCUCAUAUGUUUUACUGUACGAUGCACAAGUCGCACCCGAACAUGAGGGGGGCUGAGUGUCCAUGGGUAGUCUUUGAAGCACUGGCACGAGAAGGAAAGACUGAGGAUGACCAAAUGUAGAAUUGUCUUAAUGUUGAACCUGAAAGCCAUGACAUGGAACAAAACCAGAGCAACGGAAAGACCAAACUUUAUUUUUAUACCUGAAAACACAACAAGGUCUUGAAAUGUGUGUAUAUAUAGAUUCAUCCUACGCGGAUGGUAUAAAUGCUAGUUAUAAUAGUCACAAUAGUUACCAACUUGUACCUAACUGUUGAUUGACCGUAUACUUUGAACAUGUCUGCCAUUGUUUAUUACUGAGUUGUCUUUAAUGUCUCCUAUUCCUUUUGAAGGAAGUAGCGUUUUUUGUUCAGAUGUGUCAAAGAGAACAGGAAUAAAACCUCAAGAGACUCGUAGAACUUUUAUUUACAUUGUCUUGUUUUUUUUUUAUCAUCAUCAUCAGUUGUAAUAUGUUGUUAAGCUCAGCUUCUAGAAAACCAGGUAGAAGAAGCUUUUCAGAUGUGAGAAGAAUGUUAAAACCAACCACUUAAUAAAUAAACUGCUUCAGACUUGCAA
Betta splendens (Siamese fighting fish) is the source of this 10242-nucleotide messenger RNA. RefSeq names its product zinc finger protein 800b (gene znf800b). The transcript is spliced from 12 exons. NCBI's taxonomy places the organism in Eukaryota, Metazoa, Chordata, Actinopteri, Anabantiformes, Osphronemidae. Bases 4841 to 7807 code for a protein of 988 amino acids. The record is from RefSeq and is a predicted model, not a curated record.